AUGGUUUAUCUGGAGCUCUUCAGUGGUGGACUUUCGGAAUCCAGCGCCGUCGCAAAGAUCCGCGCCUGCGCAGUGGCGCCCCGCGCGGACUUUCCUUCCCACGACCUUCCAUCCCGCGCCUGCGCAUUAAGACCGCAGGCCAGCAAGACUACAAGGGACUCUAACCUCGGGGUUUCCCUGGCGCUGGCUGGCGACCGGGUAGCCCGGAGAGUUGUGGGUGGGCGCACCCGGAGACCACGUGGCGGGCGUCCGCCAAUCAGCGCGCAGACCGCACUUUGCGGCUCGGCUUCAAACAAACUACCGUCAGGCGAGAGCGGCCUGUGGGGCCCCGCCCCCUCGCCUGGGUCUGGGGCCCCGCGAGACGGCGGGCGGGUGGGGGCGCCGAGAGCGGGGGCGGGGCGCAGUGCCAAUGGGCGGGGGCGAGGGCGAGGGGCGGCCCAGCAGGCGGGGAGGGGGGAGCCCGCGGCCGGGGGACGCGGGGGGAGGAGGGGGCGGGCUCCCAAUCCGGUUCCAUCCGGUUCUCCCACCACCCCCGCCGCGGGUCUCAGCAGCUCGGGCGGCGGGAGGAGCGGCAGCGGUCAGGCUACUCCGCUUCGCGAAGGCUCUCGGCGCGCCGCGGCCCUCAGGCACCCGGCUCUCGCCCGCCCCGUCGCCACGAUGCCCAAGAGGAAGGUCAGCUCCGCCGAGGGGGCAGCGAAGGAGGAGCCCAAGAGGAGGUCGGCGAGGUUGUCAGCUAAACCGGCUCCUGUAAAAGUGGAAACGAAGCCAAAAAAGGCGGCGGGAAAGGAUAAAUCUUCAGACAAAAAAGUGCAAACAAAAGGGAAAAGAGGAGCAAAGGGAAAACAGGCGGAAGUGGCCAACCAGGAGACUAAAGAAGACUUACCUGCAGAAAAUGGAGAGACUAAAAACGAGGAGAGCCCAGCCUCUGAUGAAGCAGAAGAGAAAGAAGCCAAGUCUGAUUAAUAACCACACACCGAGUUCCUGUCAGUGGUCCCUGUUUCCCUUCUUGUACAAUCCAGAGGAAUAUUUUUAUCAACUAUUUUGUAAAUGCAAGUUUUUUAGUAGCUCUAGAAACAUUUUUAAAAAGGAGGGAAUCCCACCUCAUCCCAUUUUUUAAGUGUAAAUGCUUUUUUUUAAGAGGUGAAAUCAUUUGCUGGUUGUUUAUUUUUUGGUACAACCAGAAAAUAGUGGGAUAUUGGAUACGGGAGGCUUUGAUUGUCUUGGGUGUCAGCUUAACAUUCCAUAGAUGGGGGUAGCUUUUAUAUCCUGUAACACAAAAGCAUACUAAAUGACAGUUGGAGUCAGUUGUGCAUUUAAUGUCUUGAACACUUUAAAUUACUUCUCUUCCCAUAUUGUUUUGGUAGAAUUAUUUCCUACAGCAAACCACUUUUUGAUCUUGGCUCUCCUGGUCAGAAUUUUGUGCACUAUACUAUAACAUCUUUGGUCGUGGUAGUCCAGUUUUCCUAGUAACUUGGUUAAUGUGCUGUGAACGAUUGACAGUUUGGGUAUGUAGUGUAUAUGAUAUUAAAUUGUGAAUCAGUGGGACUUAUGAUGUAACAACGUAUCAAUAUUUGAAGAUAUUGGUACUUGAUAUCAUGUUAAGAAAAGUUUGCUCCAAAUUUUAAGCUGGAAAGUCACUGGAAUAACUGUUAAGAAUAAUAACUACAUGAUAUUUUAGAUUUUUGGUACAUAUGUGAAGAAUUGUGUACAAAUGGAAAUGUCUGUGUAGUGAUCCUCAAAACAACCAAUAAAAUCUCAGUUAUAAAAGAA
Messenger RNA from Bubalus bubalis (water buffalo), 1770 nucleotides. It is a transcript of the gene HMGN1, whose product is annotated as high mobility group nucleosome binding domain 1. The record is from RefSeq and is a predicted model, not a curated record. Gene Ontology annotation, cellular component: nucleus; chromatin. The transcript is spliced from 9 exons. Bases 1 to 963 code for a protein of 320 amino acids. Gene Ontology annotation, molecular function: nucleosomal DNA binding. Gene Ontology annotation, biological process: chromatin organization. Lineage: Eukaryota; Metazoa; Chordata; Mammalia; Artiodactyla; Bovidae.